AGGCCGGCGCCAUGUUGGGGCGGUUUGAAAGCGAGCGCGGGUGUAGAGCUGCGCUGUGACGGCAGAGGAAGCUACGAUUGAGCCGAGCCUGAGGCGGGGAGGUGUCUCGCUUCGAGUAACAGGCCUGGGCUUGCGGCGGAGAGCUGUGGAAGUGUAGUUGAAAUUUCUUGUCAAGUUUAACAUUCUGUUCUGCGUGAUGAAUUUUCUUUUGGAGAUUCGAACUGAAGCCUAUACAGAGGAAAUGUUAUUUUUAAGGGAAAUGAAUAGAAAUAAUCCACUUUGAAGAAGCCAUGGCAAAAUCAAAGACAAAACAUAGAUUUUGUUCUUGGGAAUCUUCAGUAUCUUCGCUGCUGGCGAGCUGCAGCCUGAGUGGUAGUAAUUCCUCUAAUUCUGAUGGCUCUUUUCAGUAUAAAGAUAAGCUCUACAGAUCUGCUUCUCAAGCUCUACAGGCUUAUAUUGAUGAUUUUGAUUUAAGCCAAAUGUAUCCUGGUGCAAGCACUGGAAAAAUUAACAUUGAUGAGGGUUUUACUAAUAUGCCACAGUUCUGCAACUAUAGUUACAAAACAAACAAUGCUUUUGAAAACCUUGAUCGCAAAAAGCACUCAAACUUCAUAUCCUAUAAAAGACAGACUACUAAUGACAUAGAUUCUAUGAGCCUAACAACUGAUGAUCUAUUAAGACUCCCAGCAGAUGGAUCAUUUUCUUUGACUUAUGUUGGACCAAGUCACCGAACGAGGAAGAAAAACAAGAAAUGCCAUAGAAGACUGGGUUCAUUGGACACUGAAAAGAAUCCAAAUUUUCAAGGACCCUCCACUCCUGUGGACAAAGAUAACUUAGUUACUCCUGUUUUACGCACAAAUACAAAUGGAAAGCAAUGUGGUAGGCUGAAAAACCCGAAACUUAUCAAUAGGACUAAUAAUUGCAAGAAAUCGUCUUUCAAGGACAGUUCAGAACACAGACUUGAAAAGAAUUAUCCAAGAUGGCUCACUAGCCAGAAAUCUGACCUUAAUGUUUCAGGGAUAACUAGUAUACCUGAUUUCAAAUACCCGGUUUGGCUCCACAAUCAAGAUCUGCUACCUGAUGCAAAUAGUCAAAGGGUUUAUAAAAUAUUUAAAGAUGAUCAGUGUCCCCCUAGACAUAGUCAUCAGGCACAAGGAACUUCUCAGCUUGUUAAUAAAUUAGAUUGUUUUGAAUAUUCUCUUGAACCCUCAAAGUUUUCAAAUUCAUUGAGUGAUGAUAAAGAAUUAGUUAAUGAAUGCAAAUGUGAUUUUGAAUAUAGCCAGUGUCAAUGUGAGAAUCCGCUUCUCCCAGGACAAUCCACACAACCGUUCAGUGGUGACAAAAUUGAAUUGCUUAUCUUGAAGGCCAAGAGAAAUCUAGAGCAGUGUACUAAAGAAUUACCAAAGUCUAUGAAAAAGGAUGACAGUCCUUGCUCAUUAGAUAAACUUGAAGCAGAAAGAUCAUGGGAAAAUAUUCCUGUUACUUUCAAAUCUCCUGUUCCUGUUAACUCUGAUGAUGGUCCUCAACAAACUUCAAGGGCAGAGAGUACUAAAGGAGUUCUUGAAGACUUUCUAAAUAAUGAUAAUCAGAGCUGUACUCUUUCUGGAGGCAAACAUCAUGGUCCUGUUGAAGCCCUGAAACAAAUGUUAUUUAAUCUUCAAGCAGUACAAGAAAGUUUUAAUCAAAAUAAGACCACAGAGCCAAAACAAGAGAUUAAACAAGUUUCAGAAGAUGAUUUCUCUAAAUUACAGUUGAAGGAAAGUAUGAUUCCUAUUACUAGGUCACUUCAGAAGGCUUUGCACCAUUUAUCUCGCCUGAGAGACCUGGUUGAUGAUGCCAAUGGAAAAGAGUCACCAAAAAUGUGAAGAGGAAAAUGAAACUGUCACCAAAAUAAAUAGUCACCACAGAACAAAUAUUUUUUUCUAUUACAUAAACUGACAAAGUAAAUAUAAGCCAUAUAUUAUUUUGUAAUUGGUUCAAUGAUUAUAUAUUUCUAAAACACUGAACUUAAAAAUACCCAUAGGUUUUGUGACCUAUUUUUAUUUUACGCCAACAUAUUAGAAUGUGACUGCAAAGACCCGCAAUAUAUCCUAAAGUCUUUCUUUCGUCUUCUGACCAGCGAAUGUCUAAUAUUUAAAGAUGGAUGACUUCUGUUCUUGAAACCUGUGUGGAUUUAACCUUCUUCAGCAUCCUUAACAUUUUAUUAUCUGGCUCAGGAUCAUUAAGAAACUUACUGGUUUUUAUCCAAAAUCUCUUACGUUAAAUAGACUUUUUUUUGGAUAUAGUUAGCUUCACUUUUAAACAGCUUAAAGGAAUAUCAAAAUUGUUAUUGUGUAUCUCAUCUAUAUGGCAGUCUGUUGCUUUUAAGUUUUCAUAAAUUUAAUAUUUAAGAUACAUUGUAUUUGAAAAAUUACAUUAAUAGUGGAGUGAUACAGUGUUAAAAUGAAUUUUAUGUUGUGACAUUCAAGAGAAUCUUCUCAUUUAAUUAGUACUUUGAUUCUAUAUAAGAUAAUCUUAAUGUUUAACAGUUUCCAAAACCUUUUUGGGGGUAUAUUUAAGAACUUAAUAUUUUGAUAUUAGAUUGUUUCCCAGAUUUUAAUUUUGGGAUUAGCUCAAACUAGUGAAAAUUAUGACUUAAUGACCAAUCGUUUUAUGAAAUUUGAUAACUAAACUUAAAAUGAAUUUGGAAAAUCAGAAAGCACCUAUAUUUUAGAGAUAUUUUGUAAGAGUUGUGCUUUCUUUAACACAAUCUGUAAUCUUAAGUUUGUCUCUAGCUGGAACCGAACAAAGCUCUACAAUUUUGCAGUUUUUAUGAAGCACUUAUUAUUAAUCCUUAGAAUUAAGUCAUAAAGUGUAACUAAUACAGUGCAUUACAGCCUGAUAAAAUUAAAGAGUACUAUGAAUAUCUAUAACUACUACAAAUUAACACUUCACUCAGUUGAUAGCAUUUUUGCUCAGUAGAUUUAUUGUCAAAUAGGAAUUUCUAAGCACAUUGAGUCAAAGCAUUUUUUCCAAGUUAUUAAAGCAUAAUUUAAUGUAUUUGUUAGAAGUGACUUGUCAAACUCUACAGUGAGCCCUGUGGGUUUUUGUUUUGUUUUGUUUUGUUUUUGCCAGUGAGUGUUUCACCACACUGCUAUGGCCAGUUUGAGAGGCAGUUACCAAGAGGUUUGUUUUGUUUGCUCUGUGGAGAUGCUUUUGCUACUGACAUUGCUUUUCUGAUUAUAGUCUGCUUCAUAGAAAAGAGCCUGCAUAAUCAAACAAGGAACUACUUUGAAGAUUAAAGUAUGCCUGGCUAUUAAAAAUACAGAUUUUAUGUGGUAAACAUCAGGUAGGUCUGGGUGGGUUAUGUUCUCGGCCUAGCAAAAUCCUCUAUUCGACAAGUUCUGAAGAAGGCAGAGAAGAUAAAGGCAUCAGGUGGUAACUUCUAAUUGUAUGUUAAUUAUAUAUUGAUCAUACAUAACAAAUACUAUGCCUGGAAAUUAUAAUGACUGAAAAGCACCUAUUUGGUUAGUGUUUCUAUCUGUGAGAACAUAUCUCCAAUACUAAAUGAGAUAAGCCUGUUCUAAAAUCUUACAGCCAAAUUUUAAGAAACUUGAUUAUGCUUAUGAAAGGAACAUUGUUUUCUCUUGUUUUAAAUAUGGAGAGGUAUAAUCCUUUACCUAAGAAAAGAAUUAAUUUUAGCAAAAUGAUUCCUUUCAACAUUUUUAUAAGAAAUAUCUAGGGAAAAAUUUAUAAGAAAUAUCUUAUAAAUCUAUAAGAUUUAUAAGAAAAAUAAAUCUAAACUGAUAACUAUUCAAGACAUUCUCUAAAUAAGAUAUUUAAUUACAAGCUCCAUAUCUCAGGGUCCUUUUUAGGUUUCCAGGGGAAAAGAGCAGGAUAACAGUAUGGAGACUGCUAAGUUGAGAAUUUAAAACAAGUGAAAGCAUGAGAUUUUAAAAGCUGCAUUGUGAAUAUAAAAUUUUUAUCAAUCCUUUGCUCUUAUUCUUUUAGAUAUAUUAAGAAAAUAGAAGAAAUUAAGAAAUUUUAAUAAGAUGUUUCGGAUCUUUGAGUAUGAAAAUAUAACAAUUUAAAAGCCUAAUUUCAAAAACUAUUUGAGAUCAAGGGACAGUGUUGUCACCAAUAUGAAGAUUCAAGACUGAACUGUAUUGUCUUUACUAUCAAUAAGAACUUUACUUUCAGUUUUUUCUCCAACAAUAGAGAUUUCUGACCAAAUUAAGGAACACUGUUUUCUUGGGUCUGUUUUGAGUAUAUGUCAUUAUAGUUAUAGUCUUUCUUGUUAAAAUGUAUAAUUGUGGGGUUUUUGUAUUGUUUAGUAUUUAAUAGUGUAUAAUGUUUUGUUAAAUUAUACGUGGUUAUACCAAAAUAUUUCCCAAAGAUAAAUCAUGACAAGGUUCUCUGUUUAUUCCUGUGUUUUAAAUACAUAGAAUUGCUCUUGUAGAUUUGAAUUUUUGUUUCAUUUUUUCUGUCCCACCCUUCACUCUCUGUAUCUCAGAACCUUUUUGAUAGAAGUGCUAUCCAGAAGUGAACUUGUAAAAAGGCAAGUAGCAUGAAAGGAGACAAAAAAAAGCAAAAUACCAAUGUAGUGGAUAAUUUCUGAGCACUUGAAGUUUCUUCAAAAGUGCAAGACUAUGUGUCUUCCUAUUAGAUGUAUAAAUUGGGUAUUUCAUGCCUAAUUAAAGGUCAUAUUGGAUCAUAAAGUGAUUGGGAUAAAUUGAGGCCUAAACCUGAACACAUUGUAGAGUAUAUUGUUAGAAAUUUUUCCUGUGAUAUUUGAAGUUAUUAUUUUCCCAUUUCCUUUUCUUUUUUUCUUUAUAAAUCAUAUGUCCCUACGAAUGUUUUCCCGUUUUUGUUUGGACCAAAAAAAAAAAAUAGUUUUUUAUCUUCCCAGUGUAUUGUCCUGCAUUGUCCUUACCCUAGAUCAGACACUUCUAUGUAACAGUUUUUCUCAUAAUGUAACAACUUUUAUCCACCCUUCAAUACCUUCACUGGGACUAGUUCAUUCAUUUUCAAAUAGCUAUUUCAACCUUUAACCUCUCCUGUCUUUGUCUUCUAUGCAGAAGCCAGAGUGACUGGUCUUGGUAGGACUCUGUUGUGUAUCACCACUCUGACCUUACUGAUUUGUUUCAGCAAAUUUGCUGUAAAGUGCUUUGUUCAGAUUCCCCUCCAACAUUAUUUAUAUACCCUCAUCUUUGUGCAUAUUAUUUCUCAUGCGUGAAAUACUCAAGUUUUAUUCUUUUAACCUGCUGAGUCUGUCCCGCAGACUCUGGCCGAGCGAUGGAUGAAAGGCGUACUCAGACACAGAUAUGCAGUGAAAGAGUGCUAGGGGACCGCCUGCAGAGUGAACAGUCUCAAUAAACUGGCACUGCUUGCUUUUAUUCAGUACAGACAAUGCUGAAAGCCUGGAGCCAACAUAAUCUAUUGGUAAUUAACAUUGUUGUCCCCCUUGCAGGGAGCAGUCUCACAUGUUGAUGAUUAAAGGUCAGUUUCUGGACAAUAUAAGCAAACCAGCCUAUUUAGAUAAAUCCCCCUACAUUCCCUGGUACCUACUCCUCGCUCUUUGCCUCAGGGUAAGAGAACAGCUGCCUUCAGCGUAUUCUUCCCUGAAGCUUUGCAAAACCUUCUGACCUUUCAAGAAAGUUUGCGGGUUUCCCUAUAACUUCUCCCACCACCCUGACCAGUCUCCUACAUCUCCCCCUUUUCUGUUUUUUUCAAAUCAGGUUUUGUUGAAGAGUACUGAUGUAUGCCGCAACAGGUUUGUCAGGUGCAGCAGUUAGAGCUCUUGUUCUGGCUUUGCAUCCUAGAUUUAGUAAAUAACGUAAGACAAACGUGAGUAUAAUUAGUGUCAUUCUUUCCCAAUUAAGGAGUGAUACGUAGCAUUACUUGGCACCUUAGUCCAAUGUGUGCCAUGACUGAGGGACCCCACCAGGGGUAUGUCAAUCCUUUCUAGCCAAGCAGUUGCAUUGUUAGGGGCUGGGAAGGAGGUGUCCAUCCAAAGUAACAGGGUAGAAGAAAGGUGGAUCCCGAAGAUGGACCCAAUAGAGUAUAGCAGGUGCAGGUUGCAGGCAGAGUGAGAAUAAGAAAGGUUAAUACCCUAUGAGUCACAGUGUACAACAGAAAGCAUAGCAAGGAACAGCUUAUCUGGAGUGAAUGGUGUUUGUGUUUGGAGCAGGAUUUGCUCAGCCUACUGAGUUGUGUUCUUCACCAUCCCCCAGGUUGUGUCCGGGUCUGUGGGUCCUGUAGCAUCAUUUCCUUCAUUUCUGGUACUGGGUUGGGUCUUAGCCACACUCUGGUAUGGUUUGAUGCAUUGUGCUGGAAUCCAAAGAGGACCUGAGGAGGUGCAAACAUAAGCGUGUCCUCUUCCCCAUUAGCAAAUCAUUUCGACCGCACCAUGCAUUACUAUUGACAUCUUUUCAUAAAACCACAGGUUUUAUGUCUUGAGGGGCAUUUGCAAAAUGCUUCUCUAUGGCUGAUUAAAAUUUAUCAUCUAAAUUUUAAAAAUUAUGGGUAAAUAAGGCUUGUACCAAUAGUAUUGCAGGGUUCUUAUUACCCCUUUUUUUGUUUUCUGAGCUUUUUUUUUUGUUUGUUUUUUGAGACGGAGUUUCACUCUUGUUACACAGGCUGGAGUGCAAUGGCGCGAUCUCGGCUCACUGCAACCUCCACCUCCUGGGUUCAGGCACGCGCCACCACGCCCAGCUAAUUUUUUUUUUGUAUUUUUAGUAGAGACAGGGUUUCACCGUGUUGACCAGGAUGGUCUCGAUCUCUUGAGCUGGUGAUCCACCCGCCUCGGCCUUUGAAAGUGCUGGGAUUACAUCUGAGCAUAUUUUUAAGGGUGGAGUGUAUGUAUUCUACUAUGGCCUGUCCUUGGGAGUUAUACAGGAUGCCUGUGGAAUGUUAGAUGUUCCAUGUCUGACAAAGUUGUUGAAAUUGUGAGCUGGCAUAGCUGAGGGCCACCCCAUAAAUGCAAAAGUUGAGAGAAGAUGUUUAAUGACAUAUCAGGCAGACUCUCCAGGAAGAGCAUGAGUGCUAAUUAGUUGGGAAUAGGUAUCAAUGAUACAUGUACAUAUCUUAGUCUUCCAGAUUCAGGGAUGUGCAUAACAUCUGCUUUCCAUAAGUGAUUAGGUUCUAGUCCUCUAGGGUUAGCACUUGUUGAAGGAGGGGACAUACCUGUGAGCUGGCAAUCCGGGCAUUGUAAAAUAAUUUGUUUAGUUAGUCUUUGGGUAAGUUGAAAUUGUUUUGUUAAGUUUCUCUAAUUCUGGUGGAAAAAUUCAUGUGAUGAUUGGGUGGCUUUGUCAAGAAGUGAUGUCAUAACCUGCAUGUUUGCUUGAUCAUUGCCAUGCACUAGUGGGUCAGGCAGUGAACUGUGGGCCCGAAUGUGUGUGAUAAAAAUAGGAUGUGUGUGUUGAUCCAGCAAUUGCUGAAGUUGAAAAAGUGUGCACAGGGUGGGCUUGAGAGUGGACUUAAUGAGGGCUGUCUCAAGGUUCUGCCAUAAAUAAACAGAGUAAGCCAAGUCACUAACAAUAUUGAUAGUCUGAGUGGAAAAGGUGUUUCUAGGGCCAAUAUUAGGGCUCCAACCUCAGCUCUCUGAGUCCUAGUGAAUCUAGGUUGAGCGAGGGAGUUAUGCGGUUCCCACCAGAUAGCCACUUUUCUAUUUUUAUCAGUCUUAAAAAGCGUUAAAGUGUUAGGUAUGCGGGAGUGAAAUACCUUUGUAGGCAUAACUACAGGAGUACGAGGUAAGUAGGAAGGGUAUAUUCUAUAUGACCUGCUAUUAGGAGAGUGCUCUCUGAAGGUCUAGAAAAAGGGGCAGGAAUGCUUCUAAUUGUUUUUUACUUAAGGAUACUCUUAAGACAUCAGGGUCAUAACCUAGCAAUUGAUCACAUUGUCUGCGACUUGUAUAGAUGACUUUACUAACUAGCUGGACAUAGGGUGUUUUAGUCCUGGAAUGUGAGUUAAAAAACCCAUUUUAGGAAAUGUAGUCCUGGGGCCAUCUGCCCUAUUAAUCCUGUCAGAGAAUGUUUAGUAGGAGAAACAAACAGUUGUGCUGAGUAUCGUGGGUCUAUGCAAUCUAGCUGCUGCUAAGAAAUAGCUUGCCUCUCUUUCCUCAAUUUCUCUUUUUGCAGCAGGGGUUAAAUACUUGGAGGAGUCCAGGGUUGCCUUGCUCUUUAGGACAGAAAACAGGUUUUAUACUGUAUCAGUAGUAAUGCCCAAGGUGGGGUGAAGCCAGUUAAUACCACCCAGGAAUUUUUGAUAAUCAUUUAAGGGGUUUGUUAGGAUUUAAUUUAACUUUUUGAGGUCACUGACCAGGAAGUUAGUAAGUAUCCAAGGUAUUUCCAAGGAGAGGACAUCUGUAGUUUGUCAGGCACUAUGAUUAAACCUCUUAACUGUGUAUUCCUUUGACAGAGGCAUAUAAAUUUAAAAGUAUUGGCUCCACUCGGGCCGUAAGUAAGAUAUCAUCCAUAAAAUGGAUGAUCUUGCAAUUAGGAAAUUCUUUUCUACUGGGGAGCAAAGCCUGAUUUAGAUGUUACUGACACAUGAUAGGACUGUUUAGCAUUCCUUGAGGAAGCACUUUCCAGUGAAAUCAGUGAGCUGGCCAUUCAUUAUUGGUAUUGUAAAAGCAAAUUUUUCUCUGUCUGGUUCUCCAAGGGGAAUAGUUUAAAAUCAGUGUUUAACUAUAGUUUAUAAUAAUGACUAUAGGCCAAUCUCGAGGAAUCACCAUGGGGAAAGGAAGCCCCUGUUGAAGGGGCCACUUAGGUUGCAAAUUAGCAUUGAUAUCCUGUAAGUCAUGCAAAAGUCUCCAUUUACCAGACUUUUGGGGAAGGAUGAAAUGGGCGAAUUCCAAGGGCUGUCUGAUGGUUCUAUAUGGCCAGCUGUUAAUCGUUCCUCAACUAAUUCGUGGGCUUGUUGUAAUUUCUCUCUUUAAAGGCCACUGUUCUACCCAAAUAGGAUUUGAGAGAGCCACAUGAGGGGCUGGAGAGGAGUAGCAACAGUGGCCAUUAUGAGAAAGGAGUCUUAUGUUCAUAUAGUUUAUUAAAUUCUGCCUUCUAGAGGAGGAAUUGACUGCCGUCUAAAGUUGUUUUAGGUGGCACUGACCAGUCCCAUGGGGUCAUACAGAAGUUGUCUGCUAUGGUCUCAAUCCUUUUGUAAAUGGGCUAGCAGCUCUGUUUUCUCUAAUGCUUUUUCUUAUCUCUUUAUAAGUGUCAGAAGUAAUGGGUUCAGACACCCGAUUGCCUGGUUGAUCUUUCAUCACCAGGCAGGCCAAGAGCUCCCCUUCUAAUGCCGCUUGCCUAAGACAGGGUCCCAUAACUGUAGUGUAUCCCUUGUCUUUUUUCCAAUUUAUUGGGGGAGGGGGCUCAGGAAAAAUAUUCGUUUCCUCUUUGGUAUCUUUACCCUGUAACGGCAGAGUUGAGGGAGGAGGAGGAGGCAGUAAGGUAGGUGAUGAUUCCUCCUCCCGUCCCUUUUUAGGCUCUUCUGUGUCGAGUAGGGCCAAAGAAACCCUGUCUAAGGCCCAUAAAGUUAAGGAUAUUACUGAGACCUGUAGCCCUUGUGCAUGAUGUUGUUUAAGAUUUCUCACCACUUGUUCCCAGAGCUCUAGGUCUAGUGUACCUUCUUCUGGGAACCAUGGGUUAUGGGAAACAAUAGUUUGCAUUAGGUUUCUUUUUUUGUGUGUGUGAGUUGGAGUCUUGCUUUGUUGCCCAGGCUGGAGUGCAGUGGUAUCAUCUUGGCUCACUGCAACCUCUGUCUCCCAGGUUCAAGCGAUUCUCCUGCCUCAGCUUCCUGAGUAGCUGCGAUUACAGGCACAUGCCAUCAUGCCUGGCUAAUUUUUGUAUUUUUAGUAGAGACGGGGUUUCAACAUGUUGACCAGGCUGAUCUCAAACUCCCAACUUAGUGAUCCACCUGCCUCAGUACACUAAGUUUCUUAAUUGAGACUGCGAAAACGAGGCUCCACUAGCUUUAAGCAGCUGUUUCAGUACUUUCAUAUGCUAUUUCUGUUGAGGGGAUAACUGUUGUCCCUUGAUGAAACCCUAGCUUGAAAAUUCCCUUGAACUUGUGAAUCCUGAGCAGGCACCAAUGACUUACUGACUGUGCAGUCUCUACACCUUCAUUUUCGAGGGUUCCGUUGUGAUUCGUUACAGUGUUCCUCACGGGGCACAGCUGCGCAGUCUGUCUUGCAUACUCUGGCAGAGCCACGGAUGAAAGGAGUGACAGAUUUCACUGCAUACUCCAACACAGGUAUGUAGUGAAAGAUCACUAGAGGGCUAGGGGACUGCCUGCAGAGUGAACAGUCACGAUAAGCUGGUACUGCUCACUUUUAUUCAGUACAGACACAAUGCCGAAAGCCUGGAGCCAGCACAAUCUACAUAAUUAACAUUGUUGUCUCCUCUUGCAGGGAGCAGUCUUACACAUGGAUGAUUAAAGGUCAGUUUCCAGACAAUAUAAACAAGCCUAUUUAGAUAAACUCCCCUAUAUUCCCUGGUACCUACUCCUUGCUCUUUGCCUCAGGAUAAGAGAACAGCUGCCUUCAGCUUAUUGUCCCCCAAAGCUUUUCAAAACCUUCUGACCUUUCAAGAAAGUUUACAUCUUUCCCUAGAGUUUCUCCCAUCACCCUGACUGACCUCCUAUAUUAUCUAAAGCUUACUCUUACAUUUCUUUAAAGCUCUGAUUAAAUAUUUUAUUUUGUCCCCAAAUGUUCUAACUGUCCAUCAAAAUGUGGUAAGUUGGCCUUUCUUUUUACUUUUCUUGCCAUUCAUUUAGCUGUUAUAUUUUGUUUUAAUGUUUUGGAUGAUGCCUCUUAUACUACUUUGUAUUCCUAGGCAAGGAAAUGUAUAUCAAAAUAUAUUAGGUGAUUGAUUCUGUUUUAUCUUAUCUCCUUGAUGAUGGUACCUCUUAUACUAUACAGAAUCAAGAAAAAGGAAACUGCAUUUUAAAUAGUGGCUUUAAGUAUUGACUGAUUAUUUUAAACCUGGUUUCCUAUAUAAGGUUGUAAGCUCAAGAUAAAAGAGACCACAUUCUUUACUUAUGUGAGGUUCUAGAAACUCUUUAUUUCUUUUUAAAAAACAUUUUGAUAAAUUUUUUUUUAAAUUAAAAACUUUUAAGAGCAAUUUUAGGUUCACAGCAAAAUGAAGAGGAAAAUAAUUUUUUCACAAAGAUUUCCCAUUUACCUCCUGCUUCUGCACAUGAGUGAACUCCCAUUUUCAACAACUGCCACCAGAGUGGUGAACAAUUGAUGAACCUACAUUGACUCAUCGUAAUCACCCAGAGUCCAUAGUUCACAACAGGGUUCACUCUUGAUGUACAUUCUGUGAGUUUGGACAGAUGCAUAAUGACAUGUAUCCGCCAUUGUAGCAUCAUACUGUUGCAGGACUUCCUCCUUAGUUUAGCUAGGAGCUGGGUCCUUGCCAUAUGGCUCUAAAAUAUUUUGCUUGCAGACACUUUGAAGUGUAAGAAUAAUGGAAUUUAUGGGGCAAAAAGGAAAAUAAACAGGGACUCUCUGCAAAGCCAGAGUCCCAGCUAGUGUGUUUUCUUCCUCACAGAUUGAAUUCUGGGUUCCCCAGGAAGAUGGGGGGCCAGGCUCUUGCCCACUGCAAACUGUGGUUCUGCCCUAGUGUACCCUCCUCUUAGUGCAUAGGCCAGUUGGAAUUUCUCUGGGGACCCCUUCCAACCUGGCUGUCUCAUACCCUUCUAAAGUACAUAAUUGCCAUUAGAAUAACUAGGAUGAAGACCGAUCUUAACUUCUUCCUACUGACAGGGUCACCUUUUUGGGAAAACAGCAGUCAGAGCUUUCUCAGAGGCCUAAGGAUUCUCAGCAGAAGGGGCCAUUGUUGGAGGCUCCUGUUGCAUGACCAUUUGGAGUUUGAUGGCCAGGUUAUUUAAAAACUUGUAUCAAAAUGAAACAAAGGGAGGGGUAAGGAGAGCUCAAAAAUCCUAAGGCCUUUACCAGUUUGCACAGGGAUAGGUAGGUCAAAAGCCUGACUGGUAAUAAAAACUUUUACCCUUUUACCAGCAUGUUGGGAUUCUGGAUUUCCUUCCCCUGAGCCCAAUCGUAAGUCAACUAGUUUAAGGUUUGGAAAAUUAACUUCUCCCAGUUUGAAGGGUGUAUCUGAAGGGAGUGACCUGUAGUAUGGAGACACAAUUACCUAUCUGUGAAGAGAGGACAUAGGAGGAAAAAAGAAAAAAGGGUGCUUUUCAAAGGAGUCCCAGGGGUUCAGGAUGCAUUUGAAAGGGGUACAAACUGAAGAAGAAUGGCCACUUAUCUAGAAAGAGGGUAGCAGGCAUUCCUGGUUCCCUUCUCUUUUUAGCAGAUACCUGGGGUAUGUGAAGGAGAGAAGGAAGAGUAUUUUCUUUCCCUCUUCCAUCCUUGUAUCUCUGAGUCCUGGUGACAUUGACAGGUGCCACCAUAGGUGUUAAUGUGGCUUUCACUCAUGUUAACAGAGGAUCUGGAGGUGGGAAUUAUCCAAUCUUCCCACAUAUGUCCUAUUUCCCCUGCUGUCCAUAGCCUUGAAUUCCCUAGAUCUCAUUUAUGCCAUGGAUACUAGCAUGGCCUUUAGCCAUGAAAUGGGAAGCUUGGCUUAAUUGACAGGAACCAGCCAUGUUCACCUGCAUUGUGCCUUUUAAUUUUCAUUAUCAUCUGUCUUUGGAUCCCUCAGAUCCAGUUUUCCUUCCUAGGGCUUUGACCUGAAGCUUGAAAUUGAGUUUGGGACAGAAAUAUGUCUUGCGGGUAUUUGCAUAGAUUCCUUAUCAGAAGCCAAAUGCUAAGGGGAAGCUGUGGAAUUGAAUCCUCCUCCAACAAGGGAGAGAAAAGGAUGUCUUGCAACACACCCAUAUAACUGGUGGCUAUAGUUUUGCUGCUAAGAUUUGGGUACGUGGUGCUUGGCUUUAGUUCGCUCCUGUGGUCUUUCUCAAGAAGCAAACCUCCAAACAAUGGGCAUCCUAUUUACUCCCAUCACCUGGCAGGAUUUUUAGGAUAAUUGCUCAGAACUAAAAUAUUGAUCCAGAUUUUUACAUUACCCAUCCCUGUGUUCUUUCUAAGCUGCAACUGGAGAUUGCUGGUUGGAUCACAGGAACAAGUAGGGUUAUUCUAAAAUGUAGGCAAAAACUUAAAAACAACAAAUGAGUUUAUAAUUUAAUAAUAAAUGUAUGAUAAGUUUCGAUACAAUUUCUCUCUUAUUAGUCCUCAUUUUUGUUGAAAAAACACAAAUCAUCAUAGGACUAAGUGGUUUCCAAAAUGGACUUUAGUCUUAUACUUGACCGGAUUAUUUGCAUAAAGUGCAGCAAGAUAAUUAUUUCUACAUAGUUCUUUUGGAUUGGCUUUGAUGGAACUCUAUUUCACAGAGAGUCUCAGAUGAGACGUUUUGAAGGUGAGCCCAGCCAGGGAUUUUUAUCUUCAAAUACCUGUGAAUAGGGUGAUUCUCUCCUCUUAUGGUCCCAAAUAAACUUGGAUGCCCUGGGCCUGUGAAAAAGUGACAUUUUUUACUGACCACACACCCUGUACAGGGCCUAUGUAGGCAAGGGUAUGAAGCCAGUUCUUCCUAUGGGGCUUUUAGCAGCUCUGCAAGUCAAGAUUGACUCCUUAAAGGUAAGCAUACCAUUCUAGUCCAGCCCUUGGUAAAAUAACCAGUUACUCCAAUUGUAUCCUGUUGCAGGAGAAAAAUGGAUUCUAUUGCACUGAUGCAAAUAAUAAGUUAAUGGUAUUCACAGAUAAUUUCCAUAUUCUAGAGGAACCAGGCAGAGAGAAAUAAACAUACUCCAAAUUUUGUUCACAGGAGUAUAACUUAAUUAAAGGCCAUAAAUUGUUCAAAAUAAGUUUUCUUGACUGAAAAACAGAUCAUGGAUCAGCAAUAUUCCAAGCAAAAGUCAAAAAGAUUUGCUUCAGCUUCCUGAGUUCAGUCUAGUUAUCUCUUGUUUUGCUUUUCGUGAACACUUCAGCUCUUUUGAGUCCUGUAUAUUCUUCCUUUAUUCCAAUGUCACGGUCUCCAAAGUUAUCAGAAACCUGUAUUUGAAAGCACUGGUCAGAGUCCUAUGGCUUAUAAACCAUCUUUUGAAAAGGAUUGAAACAAGAUAAUGGUGAAUAGCAAAAUGUCCAGGGUAGUUAUGGUUAGAAACACAAUUGACAAGGAAGUUUGGUUAUCUCGGUGUCUUACAAUAACUUAACAACCUUAAUUAUGAUUGAUGGCAUACACGUAGAUAUUAGAAUUUUAGAAGUUCCGUAUAAUUUUGUAAUAUAUAUUAGCUGAACAUCAUUUUGGCAAUCUCAUAUAGCUGAAUACAUCAAAUAAUUGUUUACCCCUUUUCUGGAUGUUUCAGGGGGUCCUCUGAUCCAUCCAAAAAGGUAGGCAUCAGGAAAGACAAUUUUGAAACUGAAGUUUGAUUUUGGGAAACCUGUUAAAUAUGUUAGAAGUUCAAAGCACUUGGUAUUAUGAAACAGAAUUUCAGAUUACGAUAAGUUAUUUUGCCAAAAUAAUGAAUCAAAAAUUUUAAAGAAGCAAAACCUUUUAUAACCCUUUACAAAUUUUGGUAAAGAGCAGAUUAGCACCUUAAGAAUACCUUGUUGUGCUUUUAUUUUAAUGCUCAAUUUACAGAAAAAUCAUAUACCUUUUUUGAGUUCAGUCAAUAUGUUCACACAGAGAACUUCUUCUGCAAGAUUUAUUCUUCAAUUCUUUCACAACUAGUUUGACCCUUCAGCUUUAUCUUAUCUAAUUAAAACAAUCCUUUAAACCUAGGUAAAAAUUUACAUUUCCAUGUCUUCUUAUAACCUUUUACUAAAAAACACAUUUUACUGUUCUUAUAUACUUUACAUGUAAAUAUAGUUUUUGUAGUUUCUGUUACGUAUUAUAAUGGUAACUCCUAGCAAUUUUAACUUUAAUGUAAAACCUAGUAAGUUGUUUUAAUUGUGUGCCAGGUACAGCCAAGAUUUGACUCCUUCCAGCAUAAUUAAGGGUGUGGUUAGUUUUAUAUGUCCACAGACCUUACCAGUUGUGCAGCAGGCAAGUCAGAGGGUUCUCAAAACCCCAAAAGCAGUAUAUAACCUCAAAACACGUAGCAUACCUUACGUUUGUCAUGCAUGACUUAGUCCACCUAUUUACAUUUUGAUGGCAUCUGCUUUAUACCAAUAAUCUUUAAGGCUGUUUUAUUUUUUCUCAAAGAUUAGUCAUAUGAAAUGAAAGGUACCACAGCUUUUAUCUUCCCUUUAAAAAAUAUUUGAUCUAGGCCAGGUGCAGUGGCUUAUGCCUGUAAUCCCAGCACUUUGGGAGGCCGAGGCGGGUGGAUCACGAGGUCAAGAGAUCGAGACCAUCCUGGUCAACAUGGUGAAACCCCCUUCUCUACUAAAAAUACAAAAAAAUUAGCUGGGCAUGGUGGUGCGUGCCUGUAAUCCCAGCUACUCAGGAGGCUGAGGCAGGAGAAUUGCUUGAACCCAGGAGGCGGAGGUUGCAGUGAGCCAAGAUUGCGCCAUUGUACUCCAGCCUGGGCAACAAGAGUGAAACUGUCUCAAAAAAUAAUAAUAAUAAUAAUAAAUAUAUAUAUAUUUGAUCUAAACGCUGUGUUUCUAAACACCAAAUUAAUUAGAGCUCUCUUUACAGAGAUCAUACACACCACACAUAUAGCUACACAGAUAGGCAGGAGAAAACUCACUCCCCAGGUGGAGCCCUGUAAGAAACAGGGCUAGGAAAACAUGCAGAAAGGACUUAUUCCCUAAGGCAGGAUUGCUAAACAAAGCUUUGCCACUCUGCCAUCAUGUAAAACCAGAUGGACGCCUGCAAUGAACCAUACAAACAUGCAAAGCACACCAAAUUGGCUACAGCUUAAGACCAGGCUCACAAAUCCUUUUUCACAAAACUUUACAGAGAAUAUAAAUAGUGAUCCUUAUCAUUCCUAGCCUAGUAAAACAUUUUCUAAAAGGAAAAACCUCACUUAAAAGUUAACUGCUGAUGGCAUGGAGAAGGGGAAGAAAAAAAAAUUUAAAAAUGCCUGAGGAAGAGCAUCUUAUUCUUAUGCAACUGGUUCCUAUACCAGGGAGAAAAGCUUAAUUACUGUCUAAUGAAGUUGAGCCCCUUGGCAGGGGAAGGGGAAGAGCUUGGGACAUUCGCCAGCCCCAGCCAGGAGGGUAGGGGGAGUGAGGAGCCCCUGCUCACCUGUCUAUCCCAAAAAAGAAAAGGCCAUGGAAAUGCCCCCAACCCCAGGGAGUGACAGGGGUGGGAGAACAGUUUCCCCUACCUUUAGAAGUCCGAGGAUGAAAAGGCUUAGAAAGGAUAGUGAGAGGCUUUGAGUCCCCAUUUCACUCACCCCUUCUCAAGCCUCACAUUGGGCACUAAAGCUAUUGUAGGACUUACUCCUUAGUUCAGCUAAGAGCCAGGUCCUUUUGACACCGCCAUGAAAUUAUUAGACUCGCAGACACUUUGAAGGGUAAGAAUAAUGAAAUUUGUGGGGCAAAAAGGAAAAAAGGGAAACAGAAACUCUCUGAAAAACCUGAGUCCCUGCUAGUGUACUUCCUGCCUUACUCUGAAUUCCAUGUUUCACCCAGGAAGAGCCAGGCUCUUCCCUGCUGCAAAUGGCAUGAACUGUGGCUCCACCCCAAUGUGCACUCCUCCCAGUCCACAGGCCUUUUGGAGUUUCUCUGGAGACCCAUUCCCUUCUGGCUGCCUCAAUACAGACUAUUUUCACUGCCCUAAAAAUCCUGCAUGCUCCACCCAUUGUUCCUGACUCCAGCUGCCUGAAAAUCUGCUUUAAAAUGCAGUACAUUAAACCUGUUUUGGAGGAGCUAUUUUUUUUUUUUUAUGUUGCUGCUCCUGUUCUUUAAGUAGGAGCAACAGUUGUGUAUUUUGGAUGACAUAACUGUAAGUCUUCUGACCUCCUGUCCUCAAAACUGAGAUUUUUGAGUUUUUAAGUGUUUUCCAUUUCAUCAGUUAUAUAUUCAGUUUUACAGAUUUAGGACUAAAUCUAGGAAAAUUCAGUUCAUUAUAGAGACUCAAGUCCAUUUAUGUUGCUACAGCAAAAUGCCUGAGACUGGGUAAUUUAUAGAAAACAUAAAUUUAUUUCUCACAGUUCUGGGGGCAGGGAGGUCCAAGGUGCUGGCAGAUGUUUGGCUGUCUGGUGAUGGCUGCUCUCUGCUUCUAAAAUGGCACUUUAAUGCUGCAUUUUCUGGAGAGGAAGAACUUUAUGUCAUUACAUGAUGGAAGGGACGGAAAGCAAAAGGGGCCCAGAUUCCUUCACCAAGCUCUUUUAUAAUGACAUUGAUUCUGCUCAUGACUUAAACACCUCCCAAAAGUCUCCAUCUUCCAAUACUGUUGCAUUGGGGAUUAAGUUUCCAUACAUGAGUUUAGGGGAACACAUGCAGACCACAGCACUGGGUUUUGCAUUGUGUUGCUUUUUCAAGCCUGGCUUGAUGAUCACUGUUUAGGUCUAAUCUAGAAGCAAACCACACAGUGAUAUUAAACAAGGGAAGUUUAAUAUAAAAGUUUUAAACCAGUUGAGGUAGAGUACCCAAGAAAGGGCAAACUUGGAAGAGAGAACCGAAAGUCUGGAUUCAGACAUUGUUGAAUAUAGGAUAACUGUGGCCCAUUGGAUUGCAGUGAAGGUUACUGGUUUGCUUAGACCAGUGCUGGUGUUUAGUUACCAGACAAGCUGGAAGCCACACUAUUGACUGUGUGCGAAUGCAGAAGGAGUCAGGGCAGGACAUCUGGAGCAUGUGGUGUCUGUUUUGGGAGGGUCUUAGAAGGUGAUCACCAGCCCAGAUGAGGUCUGUAAAGUCACUAAGAAAAUACUUUCCUGGAGUGUGGCUAGGACAGAGUGGCCCCAGAUGUCUUCACACCCACUUCUUACUGAUGGUGCAGCUGCCAGAAAGCAGCAGGAGAGUCCCUUUGGGGUAAAUUUGGAGUUGAGAGACCAUAAACUGAUAACUAGUGCAGAAGCUGAUUAGGUUCUAGGAAGGUUUUGGUGAAGUUUUAUAUUUACCAUUUUAUAUUGGUAAAUAUAAAAUGUCUCAUCCUCCUUUGCCCUCCUUGUUUUGCAACAUAUUGCAUAGCCUGUCCAAGAAAUGUGGGCAUAUGGGUAAGGUAGUGGAAAUAUCAGGGCAUUUAGAAAACUGAGGAACCAUGAAAAACCUUAAGUCAAUAUUUUCAAAAUCUAAUGAAUUUGAUACGUUCAUAAAGUACUUUAUGAACUAUAAAUCUGGGACUACUGUAUAUAUUUUGGAGUUACAUAAAUGGUACCCUCAAUAUAUCAGGAGCAUGGAGUAUUCCUUUCGUUACUUUUCACCAAGAUGGUCAUAUAGUUUUAUAUGAACAAUUCUGGAAAUGGAAAAUUCUCUGCAAUUCUAAUACUUUGUUUCUUAGCAUAUUCUUGCUUCAGUUAAGUCAUGAUUUAAAUAUCUGUGUCUUCACAUUUUGCUCUUAAUUUUGCCUCUUAAGACAAUUUUAUAUACAUAUUUCAGUCUUCCUAAUGUUCAAAGCAAUGGAAGUAAUGUUCCAUCAUUUAGGCUCAAUAUUUCUAAAUUAUUUCUUUGGUAAAAGUUUUAUUUAUUCAUUAUUGUUUCACUUUUCUAGAUGCUUUCCAGCUUUCAGUUUUUUUAAUGUGGCACCAGAUAUCCAGAAUUUAUAGAGUAGAAUGUGGAGACUCUAUGUUUAAUAGUUUAUUAUAGUACUUUAUUUUACUAGUAUUUAUUUGACUCCUGGCACUGUGCUUGGGUGUGUGUGGCGGGGGCUGGGGGAACGGUGAUCACAAAUAAGGCAUCACUCUACAAUGAGGAACUCAGUGGAGGAAAUAUAUAAACGGAGAAAUGUAUACUGCAACCAGGUAACUAUUGUUUCAGAUAAAUGAAGAUAGAACAAUGGUGAAGAAGCACAGAAGAUAGAUCAGCUAAGUAGCCUGGAAAAACCAGGAAAGAUUUCACUUAGGAGGGGAUAAUUGAGUUGAUAUAGAAAAGUUAACAGAAGUUUACCAUCAAGGAAAUUGAGUAGAAGGGUGUUUUUUUUUUCUAGCCAAGAGAUAAUAAGUGUGCAAAAACGGAGUGGUGAAAAGCCUGCUACAGAAUUUGUUGAAUCCGAAUAGUGUGUGCUGUAAAAGAAAUCUGGGCUUCAGGAUCAACAGAUUUAUGAUUCCACUAUUUUAUUAGCUCUUUACUGUGGGCAAGUGUCCUGACCUUGCCCAAGCCCUGUUUUGUUUUCUCUCUCUUUUUUAAUACCUACUUUGCCGUUUUGUUUUGAGGAUUAAAUGAGAAAGUGUAUGCCUGGCACAUAUGAUCUCAGAAAAUACUAACUGCCAAAGGUGCAAUACAUUUAGUUGAGGGAGACACUAGGAAUAAGACGUAAAGCUGCUUUUGCCUCUAAGGCAAAAAUAUGCCCUCCCCAUUCUAUUCUCCAGCAAGAACUACAGCAAGAAUAAUCUUUUACAAACAUGUCACGUGAUGUUGUAUCUCUUAAAAUUUCCAGUUCCUUCCUUUCAGAAUAAAACAGAAGUUUCUGCCAUGGUCUAGAAAGCUCUACGCUAUGCCAAUAUCUCUCAGUCCCCUCACCUAACAAAGCCAGUGCAUUUUCUACCCCUCCAUUUGCUGUGUAAUUCAGCCAUAUUGGUCUUGCUGUUCUCAAACUACAAACAUGAGUGUCUGCUUUCAGACCUCUGCGCUGUUCCCUCCAUCUGGAAAGUCUUUCCUCAAAUAUUCCAUGAUUCACUCUCUCACUUCAGGUGUCUGCUCAAAUGUCAUUUACCAGAGGCCGACCCUAACCACCACCAUUGUUCAUGCCAUUACUCUUUGCCCCUUUCCUCCUUUAUUUUUCUUUAAUUAAUAUUGAGGUUAGGACCUUUGUUUCAUUCACUAUUGUAUCCCUAACAAUUAGAAGAGUGCUUAGCAGUUAUGUAAAAUGCUCCAAAAAUACUUGUUUUCUCAAUGAAUGAGGCUAAGAAGGUAGCUUGGGGGCCCAUCUGAGGCACCUGAUAUACUCAGCCAAAAAUUUUAGAUUUAUUCUGUGGGCAAAAGGAAGGGGAUUAGCAUUUUGAUGCAGCCUAAAAUGAAUAUUAAUUUUUUUGUUAGUCGCUAUAUUGAUUUGUGCUUGCAGUAAGUGGAACUUGUUUUCAGAUACAAAAACCAACCAUUUUUUUUCUUUCUAGUAUCCAGUCCUUAAACCUGAUGACAUGGCAAUAAUACACUGUGUUAAUUUCUUUAGAUAGUAAUGGAAGGUAGAAUGCAGACUUAUUGUUUUUGUUCAGAGAUAAAGUUACUCUUAGUGAAGUUUCUAUGAUGUUUUGGCGUAAAAUAAGUUCCCAGAAUAUAGUGUUUUUAUAAUGAUGUUAAGAGGGCUGUUGAUUUGUUUAGGUUGCAGUAGUAGACAAUAUUUAAUUUAUUGAAUGAUUAUUGCGGGGGAGGGACACAAGUAAAAGAAAAUAGAAAUGAACACAGAGAAGUAUCUUUUUACAGGUGUUCCAGAAGCAUUGGUGACAGCCACCUGGCUCAUGAUGGUGCCCCUGAGGAAAAGUCAAUGCCCCUUUAGAUCAUAAAUAUUCAAUAAUUUUUAAAAGGGAAAUCUGGGGGAAACAUAAAACUUUAUUCAGAAGCAGAUUUACUUAUUUGAGACAAAGAAUAAUAGAUAUUCCACUAAAAAUAAGCAAAGUGACAUCAAUCAUACCUUAAUAAAAGGGUUUUAAAAAAAGAUGGGGGAAGAAAAAACGAACAGAGUCGCAGAUAUUUCAAAAAUUUCUCUAGUUCUUGUUCUCUGUGUGUGUGUGUGUGUGUGUAUGUGUGUGCGCGUGUGCAUGUACAUGGUUUUAUGAGGCAGAUUUCUUAGGAGGGUUUAAAAUUUAACUGUCUUCUGUUUAUUCUCUUAUUAGCUAGAGUACCUUAGGCAAAUUAACGUCUGAUCUUCAAUUUCCUAAGUGGAGCUAUGGUAUCUAUCUCACACAGGUGUGAAAAUUGAGUGAGGUAAUGCUUGUAAAGUGCUUACUUAGCACAGUUCCUGGCAUGUAAUAAGUAAUCCAUGUUAGUUGUUACUGGUAAAAAUAAUUAUGCCAGCACAUGGUGUCAGAAUUUCAGUCAGUAAUGACUGCCUGUAGAAACAGACAUUUUAAUAGUAAGAACGGUUAUGCUUUUUAAUUCCACUAGAGGGCACCUUUCUCCUACUGUAAACCUGAUGUAGGCAUAAAGCAUUAUGACUCUGGCCCCAACUCCCCUUUAGCAUCCUCAGCCUCACGAUUCCUGUUAGACCACUAAUAACCUCAUAUUGAGCCAGGUCUCUCCCUGGUUAUCCUCCCUACACUCACGUAAUGGUAGGAUGUUUUAGUCUUGGCACAUGCUUUUGCCAGUCUAAAGGGGUGGUCCUUGAGAAUGUAAAAAGUAUAAUAAUAAUUAGCUUUGGGUCUUCAGCAAGACAUAGGCUUGACAUAGUGAGCUAGGAGCAGAGAUUCAAAGGAAAUAUCCUUAUUACUUCUUACCCUGAGGCCUCCCUCCCAUAUGUAUGAUUAAAUCAAGUGUACCUAGUGGACUGAACCAGUCUCUCCUAUUUUAAGUCAGGGGAAAAAAAAGAAAAUGUGAGAUGGGGAAAGAGGCAGGCAGAAAGGGGCAAAAAAAUAAAAAAGGGGAUGAGAUAGAAAUUUUCAGAAAAUCACUGUAACUGACAUAUAUCUUCAGUUGUGCCUGGGAGCUGGAGUCCCUGCUCUGGUUUCUGGAAAGCAGCAUUCUCUAUGACCCAUGAUCUUAGGUUCAAAUGAAAAAGUGUGAACACAGUACCAACUGUGUACUAGGGGUUCCCUGGCUAUUGGAAGUCUUCACUUGUCAAGAAUGAGCCAGAUCCUUCCACAGGCCUCCUUUUUUGGAAGAUGCAAGUAAAUCAAGAAUCUGGUUCAAUAAUUUGAACAGUAUCUUCUCAGGACCACACAUCUGACCUUGAAUAAAAAGUGGGCAAGUUAGGAAUGAUUUUGAUGUUGACAGAUUUGUGAUAAAUGUCAAAAUUGAGACAUGACUAGGAGGUUUUCCAAAAGGUAAUUAAAAGUGGCCAAUCACUGGUUCUGCUGGAACUAGAUUAUUAGCAAUCUAGUAGAAAUAAUCAUCCUUUUAAUAAAGCAGGAUCUACCCUGCCUGGAUGAGGAGCCAAUCAAUGCUCAUUAACUGGUUCUGAUCAUGUACCUUUCUAAAUCACUAUAGGUCUUGAACCAGGAAGUGGGGAGAAGUAAGAUAUGUACUCCAAAUAAGGGGUAGGUAAACUAUAGUUUGACUCUAGCCUAGUACCAGUUUUUAUAUGGCCUGCCAGCUAGGAAUGUUUUCUACAUUUUGAAAUAGUUAGAUAAAAAUUAAAAGAUAUAUCAUAUUUUAUGACAAAAUAAAUUUAAACUUUAGUGUUAACAAAGUUUUAUUGGAACAUAAUCACAGUUAAUAAUUUUUGUAUUUUCUUUUCUUUUAGACACUGUAUGGCUCUGUGUCCAGGGUGGAGUGCAAUGGUGUUAUCACAGCUCAUUCCAGCCUUGAACUCCAGGCUCACAGGAUCCUCCCAUAUUAGCCUCCUGAGUAGCGGGGAUUUCAGGCACAUGCCACCAUGCCUGGCUACAUUUUUGUUUUUUGUAGAGAUGGGAUUUUGACAUAUUGCCAGUAUGAUCUUGAGCUCCUAGUCUCAAGCUAUCAUCCCUCCUUGGCUCACAAAGUGUUGGGAUUACAGGUGUGAAUGGCUGGCCCAUUUUGAUCCUUCCUUCCUUCCUUCCUUCCUUCCUUCCUUCCUUCCUUCCUUCCUUCCUUCCUUCCUUCCUUCCUUCCUUCCUUCCUUCCUUCCUUCCUUCCUCCUGCCUUCCUUCCCUCCUUCCUUCCUCCCUCCCUCCCUCCCUUCUCCCCUCCUCUCUGCUCCUCUCCCUUCCCCUUCCCUCCCCAUGUCCUCCCUCCCUUCCGUCCUUUCUUUUUUUCUGAUACAGUUUCACUCUGUGAGACCAGGCUGGAGUACAGUGGCAUGAUCUUGGCUCACUGUAACCUCUGCCUCCCAGGUUCAAGCAAUUUUCUUGCCUCAGCCUCCUGAGUAGCUGGGAUUACAGGCACAUGCCACUACACCUGGCUAAUUUGUGUAUUUUUAGUAGAGACAGCAUUUCAUCAUGUUGGCCAGGCUGGUCUCGAACUCCUGACCUCAAGUGAUCCACCUGCCUCAACCUCCCAAAGUGCUGGCAUUAUAGGCCACCACGCCUGGUCCAUUUGCAUAUUUUCUAUGGCUGAUUUUGCACUGGAUUGGCAGUACUGACUAGUUGCAACAGAGACUGUAUAUGGUGUUUUCAUCACUGCACUGCUGCUCCACACACUACAAAUUAAAGUGAUAUCGUUAUUACUUGACAGCAUUUUGAGUGCUGCACAUAUAACUGUACCAUAAUGUUACUGGAACCAAGCUGGAUCUGGCUGCAUUUUCUUGAGGCCCAGUAAUGAGAAGCAGACAAACUAGGAAAGAAGGGAAUUUAUUGCUGUAACCGGAAACAGGGAGAAGGCCAGAGAUAAUUCCACCAGACCAACUCAAAGUGUUAAAAUUUUUUUAGUGCUUAUAUAGGUUGGGGUUAUGUGCCUAUGUGCAUUCGCCUAAGUCUGUUGGUAACUAGUUUUGUUUCAGCUAGAAGAUCAGAGGCAAAAAAUGCUUGCUAAGUUCAAUUUAAAGGGUCCCAGUACUUUCAGGGCCUGUCUACUGUGGUACAGGAGUGAUUAUUUCUAUCUUACCUCCUUUAUAGCUUGAUCUGGAGAGCUGCCUUGCACUCUCCAAUGAAUCCAUUAAAACGGCUGCCUGUUACCUUGACUCUCAGACAGGUCCUGGCACUAGGAAUGUAAGACUGCCUCUAUUAUUUUGUCUUGUUCCAGGUUUGGGAGAAGUCCAUGCAAGACUCCUGCUGACCAUAUGUUUCAUUUCUAGGUUUGAUGUCUGGGCACUGAUUUCCCUAGGUGUAACUCUGCGCGAUGUUAAGGCAGUUCUAUGGACAUUUGUCUGUGUAGCUGGAGUGCUAUGCAGGCCUAUCUGUGUGACUGUCAUGGAGGCCUGUCUGUGUGAUUGUCAGGGAGAAUUGGCCUUCCACAAUAGCAUUGUAUUUAUUUGUUAUUGCCAGUGCAUAGCCAUCAUGUCAAAACAAGAUGGGAAAAGUGAACUUCAAAUGUCAUACUUUUAGGCAUGGUGGAGUGUAGAUUGUUUUGUUAUUAAAUUAGAGGGCAAAUCAUCGUUUUCAUUGUGCACUGACACUACAGCUGUGCUAAAAUAAUACAAAUAUACAUUAACGUUACUAGGCUGAAGAUCUAUCAUAAUAUUUCCAACUCACAGGAAAGUAAGAGUGAGAUGAACUAGAACAUUUAAUAUCAUCACUGUAGAAUUUAUUUACAAAAAUAAAAAAUUAAAAUGAGGCCACUGAGUUUUGAGUGGCUCAUUUGUUAAUCAAGUAAAGAAAUCUGUUUAUUAAUAUUAGGUUACUUAAACUGAGUUCGAUUGCAGCAACUGAAGGAAUGUGUGCAGAGAAAAUACACGUAUUUAAGACUAUUAGCCCUUUGGGGAGAACCGUUUUUCAAAGAGUUAAAGACAUUGAGAGUGACAUUGGUAGUCAAAUAAAAAGCAGAGAAAAAUUCAUUUCAAUGUUUUUUUUUCUUGUCUCUUGAGUCAGUGAUGUUACUGAUAUUGCUCAGUUGUUUUUUAUUUAAGGAGUCAAUACCAAGUUUGAAGUGUUUAAAUAAUUAGUCUCUAUGGAUAGUCUGCAAAUUACAAUUACAGGGGGAAUAUUUUCAAAGAAUUUGAGAAAAGCUAACCAAGAAACUUGAAAUGGAAUUUGCUAAGAUUUAUUAAUACUCAUUGUGGUAAAAAUAUGUGUGAAGCAGAAAAAAAGCUUAGUUGGCCAAAUUUACAAAUCUUGUCAAAAUGUGGAAUGUUUAAGGCCUAUUCCUGGCAUUAUUCAUUAGCGAGUUCUUUGCAGAAAAUAUUUGAGUCUACCAUAUGUUACUAAUCCAAUCAAUAGUGAAUUUCAUUUACUCUUGUGGAUUUAACCAUCAUCAGUUCGGCAUUUUUUUGGGUCAGAAAUAGAAGUUUAAUCUUUUCUCUUGCCCUAGUAGGCAGCAGUUUGAUAACUUAGUAGUUAAGUUUAUGUGAUAUUUCUGAGUUAAGGGGAAAAUUAAAAUUUUUCAGAAUGAGGAAAAUCAGCUUCAACUAUUAAGGAACACUAUAUGGCUUUGAAAUUAACACUUGAGGUAGAUUUCAUAAUGUUUCUCAAUGAAUUCCACUUAAAAUUACAAGGUAAAACAUCACAUACAUGCAAAUAUUAUACUGUGGUAAAGUUAUUUUGAUGACAGUUAACAUUAGAAUCACAAAUAAUGUCAAUCAGUUCUCAUGUUUUCAAAUGGUAAAACAAGAAGUGAAAUCUCCACUCCUACACAGACUUGCAGUGGAUGUAAUUUCCAAGAUCAAAUUAUAGUUUCAGCAGCACUUUUGGACCUCAAUUCAAAUGCAAUUAAACAUUCAUUUAAUUGUGCAAUUGAGGAACUUUCACCUUACCUUCAGUUGGAGGUUAUUAAUGUAAUGACAUGCUGAAAGGCAAAUAUCAAGAGAAGAAUCUAACAGAAUUUCGUAAAUGCUUUCUAAUGAUGAAUAUGUUCGACUAAAAUAAUAUGUUUAUGGAUUGACAUUACUAUUGGGCAGUACCUAUCUGUGUACGAAGACAUUUUCAAAGAUGAACUUUGCAACUGAUCAUCAUUAACAGAUGAACAUUUAUAAGUGGGUUUGAUGACAAGGAGCACUAACUUUGAACCCCAAGUAAGCAAAAUGUUAUCUCCUAAAGAAGGGAAAGAAGAGUUCGAUUUUUCUUAUUAGUAGACUUGUAUUAUAACAAAUUAUACUCAAUUAUUAUAUUUAAAAUUUUUUUCUUUAAAUUGGUUUUGAAAUUAAUUUUCUCUCUUGGUAUGUAAGUACCUAUGUAAUAUGUAAUAUCUUUGAUUUUAGUUCUAGGACUACAAAGCCUAACCUCCUGCUCUGGCAGAAUAUUCUUUGAAUAUAUAUAUGGUUGAAGUAACCUUUUAAGUCAUGGCAGAAAUAUAUAUGAAUACUUAUAUUCUUUGUAUAUUUGAAUACUUAUAUUCAAUUGCAGCCUAAGUCCUGAAGUUUUCUAUAUAUUUUAAAUUCUUAUUGAUAGGUCUUUUGUCCCAGGGACCUCUGAACAUGGAAAGCAACAUCAACAACUAUGCAGUUUGAUGCUGAAUUAAUAAAUACAUAAAAUUAAAAAACCCAACUUCCAAACAUUUAAACAACAAUUGCAAGCACACUAGAAGGGUAAGAGAAGGAGAGACUGAUGAAGGCUGGACGCAUUGGCCACUUCUUGUUAGUGGUUCAGGGUAAGAAAUGUUGUUGUACUAAAUCGUGAGUAUCACACGAGAGUCGAUCAUUUAUUCAUUUAAACCCACUAAGUGCCAGGUUUUAUACUAAGCUUUACUGAUGAUGGCUCUGCUCUAUGCAAUCUAUAAUCUGGCAGUGGAGGCAUUCAUGUAACUAGUAAUUUUAUAAAUAUUAACUGAAAUAAACACUUUGAAUGAAACAUUCAGGGUAUGUUGAGAAUGUAUUACAGGAGCACUUAAUCUAGAUCUGAGGAUAUUAGAGAGUUUUGAUAGAUGUGAGCAAGGAAAGGAAAUGGCAGUUAGCAUGUUGGUGGUAAAAACAGUGAACCAUGAUCAGAAGGAGCUCGCUGUAUUUGGAGGCGUUAAGUGGCCCACCCAGAAAUGAAAUGGUAACCACUGAAGGUUUGUUAUUCUUUAAGAAAUAAUUUCUUUUGCUUCCAAAGCUUUGUGAAUUUACAAAAGAAGUCCAUGUUUACAGAUAGCAUUCAUUCAUACUAAGAAUGCAAAAGAGGUGAGAAUCUGUGCCACCAUGAAUGGCAGCCAUAACGUCAGGGUUUGCCAGCAAAUAUACAUGGACCAUUGUUUAAAAUAUGUUCCCCUAAACUUGUAUAACUGCCUCAGAGAUCCUGCAGUUAUUACCCACAGUCUCACAUUAUGUAUGUGGGUUGUUGGUGUGACCAUUGGGCACUGGAAUGAUACAGAGGUUUCUCUGCAGUAUGUUAAUUUUUUCCCCAGGGUAUCUUCUAUGAAAGUGAAAAUUUCAGCUUACUUUGUGAGGAUAGAGAUCAUGGUUUUCUGGCAUUCUCAGCUCCUCAGCAUGCUGUCUGUGUGGAACAAGCACUUGAUGCAUGUCAGUUGAUCCGUUGGUGUGCUGUAAUGGCUUUUGACAACGGGUACCCUUUAAAUGGUUGCUUCAUUCUUAGGACCAUACUUAGUGCUUUUUUGGUUUUUUCAUUCUUAAAACUCAGGUUUUGCCACUGUAUAUUAAAAAAUUACAGUCUGUGGUAUGCAAGUUAGGGAGAUGAUGUCAAAGGAAGAGACUGUUCCAGGUGUGUAAAGGCCAGUGAAGUGUUAAUAGAGUCUAAAAAGUAACCUGGCUUCCAGUGGAUUGAUCAUCUAACAGAAGAAUUACCUAAAAUCUCUAAGUUUUAACUAGAAGGAGUUCAUUAAUGGAUGGAUCUUAUCCCAUCUCUCUGGAGUGGAUCUGUAGCAAAUAUGGCAGGUGAAGAUUUGAAGAAAGAGUGAUGUGGAAGCAUUGCUAGGAGUGCAAGAAAUCUAAAUGUACAUUUAUUUCCCCCUAAAUGGGAGAGGAAGAGACAACUGCUAAUCCUUUUCAUUUUAUGCAGGUGCAGUGGUUCACCAAAAGUGCCAGGCGCGGUGACCCUAAAGUGCCUGGAAUCCCAGCAUUUUGGGAGGCCGAGGGAAAGAAGAGGCUGUGGUCACAGGUGUUUGAAUUCCUUGGUGGUACAAUCUGGUGGGCUCGGUACAGGAACAAUGUCAAAGAUGAUCUCAGCAAUGAAGAAGAGGCCUUUGGCACCAGCUUGAACAGUCGGAGAUCACAAAUGACAUUAGGGACCCUUAGGAUAAAAAGCAAUGGCCUCCGGGCCCUUCAUUGGUACUUCAAUGCCAAUGAACAUGGCUGUUGUGCUCAGGUAUAACUGGUUUGCCCACACUCUGCUCUUGAGCAUCUGUGUUGUUUGUCCUGGAGAAUAUGAUUUUAGUUGUUGCAAAACCUGCUUAACUAAGAGAUAGACAAAUAUUUAGGUUUCGGCUAUAUGACUAGAUUAGUUAGCCUUGAAGCAUUGGUCUGUUUGUUUAAAUUAUUUUUGGCAUCACUUUGAACUCUUUUCUUCAGUAUGAAAUCAUUUUUCACACACUAUUAAAAUAAGAUCACUGUUUAGUCCUCUGAGCCAAAGCUAAAACUGGCAGCUCUGAUCUAAUGAUCAAAGAAAUAGCAGCUUUUCUCUAAGGAAAAUAACAGCAACCAGAAUAACAAAUGAGUUUGCUGUGUUCAGCCUGGAGUCUCUAAGAUCAGGCCAACUGGAUGCCCUUUUGUGGUUCAGACUUUUCAGAAUGUUCUUGAAGUCUAGUGAAAUAGAGAUAGCUGGAGGCAAAAUGAGUGUCCUUACUUGAAUUUAAAAUAAUUCAUUAAUUCCCAAAAGUAUUUAUUGGUUUCCUUCUGCAUUCCAGACACUGGGAAGCAGUAGUGACUAAGCCCUCACAGAACUUUCAGAGUUUGGUCUUAACCUGGUGAUUUAGUUAAAGAUGCAUAGCCAAUUUUACAUGAUAUUUUUGUUGUAGUUCAUAAAGCCCUCUUUUUUAUUCUUGGAAAAUGCAUUCAAUUUUAGAGUUUAUGACAGAAAGAGAGAUUUGAGUUUCCUUUAUAUGAGACCAAACUCUUCUUUUUUUCUCAUAUGAGAAUAGGAGCUCAGAGAAAUGAGGUGGUUUUUCUAAAGAUAAAUUGUGGUCAUUGGAUUCACUGGGACACAGCUCAUGUUUUCUGACUUCUUUUUCCACAUAAACAAAAUAUGUAAAAGAGAAUAAUCUUUAAAAAAGAUUUGUUUUCAUGGCUUUGACUGAGCAGUGGCAGAGCAGUAGGAAAAAAGGCAGCUCAGUAGACUUUCCUGGAGGAGGAUCCCUAAAAACAAACUCCAAGCUAGGGAGAUUGGUCUGGAGCAUUCUCUAGUAGAAAACAGGCCCUGGGACUCAGCUCAGCCUGAGGAGGUUGUUCAGGCAGUUCUGAGAGUUUAUAAUGUGAGCUAGAUGGAGUUGAAUAUUCUCUAGAUACCCAGAUAAUUGUGGGAUUACUGUUUCUCACAAUCAUGAUAAGAAACCACGCAAUAGCAUGUGAAGAAGUCCCUCUACUGCACUUGUCCAGGGAGAUUGCUUCUGCUUCUGAGUGUCUUUAUGGAAGAUUUUCAAGGAACCCUGAGAGUAGGGUGGGCAAGCUGGCUGGUGUGCCUGGCUUCACUAUGAAGAUCACAUUGACUCCUAUGUUAUCUCUGCUCUGUAUCUGGAGUAAUAGGUGCCCUGAUAUGAAUAGGUACAUAUUUGUUGCUCCUUGCUUGUGGAUGAAGAGUGAACUCUUUAGAGGGUCACUUUUCCCCUGCAUCAUUAAUACCCAUCUGGAUUUGAGUUAUACAUGUCUGUAUAGACAGAACAAAGACUUCUUUUUCAUCCACCCCUAUUACUGCUCCACUAUGUGACCAUGAGUCUCUGUUAAAACAGAAAUAAUGGUAUCUUCUCUGCCUACCUCAGAGGGUAAUACUGAGGAACAGAUUAGAGAAUGAGAAAGUAUAGAAUUUUAUAUAAGCAGAACCAAAAUAUGGUUUAGUAUUCAUAAGAAAUAUAGACUUUGGAGCCAGACUGCUUAGGUCCAAAUCUUGGCUUUUCCAUUGGCUAGCUAAGUAAUCUUAGAAAAAUAUAUUCUUUCCAAAGUUUUCUCUUUUGUAAAAUAGUCAUGAUAAUAUUAUCGUGCUUCAUAGGAUUGACAUAAGAAAUAAUCAAGUUGAAUCAAGUAAAGUGAUCAGAUGAAUACCUGACAUAUAAUAAAGGCACUACAAGUUAGCUGUUAUUACUAAAAUUGUAUGUAGACUUUUUCUUAUAUGGAAAACACACACAUAUCUGUAUGCAUACAUACACACAAACACAUGCAUUCGUACCUGUACAACCAACUAAGAACGUGCACACAUUGUACCCAAGUGGCUUCAGUCUUUUUAAACUUUAAAACAUGCAGUCUUUGUCUUUGUUUUGUUUUUUUGAGACAGAGUUUCACUCUUGUUACCCAGGCUGGAGUGCAAUGGUGCGAUCUCCACUCACUGCAACCUUUGCCUACCCAGUUCAAGCUAUUCUCCUGCUUCAGCCUCCCAAGGAACAGCAUAGAUCGGGGUGGUUGAUGAUGAUGGUGGAGUAAUUACCACAUACAAUGUUGCAGCUGGCCAAGUAAUCGUCUUCCCUAAAAAUAUACUAUACUGGAUAAAGAAUGUGGGGAAUGAAGACUGUUUCUUCUUGCUCUUCUUUUCCAUACAUGAUGAACUUCGGACCUUGGAUGUUGAUGAUGUAUUUUUUUCUGCAACUGAGUCAUUGCUUCCAGGUCACUUAAGGUAGGAACCAUAUCUGAAAACACAUAUCACCCUGAAGGUAUGUAUUACAUGGGCACAAAAAGGGCAUGAGUGUUUGUAACUCUAGGGCAGCAGUUAGCUAAGUCCAGGGGAAAUUGACUAAUAGGUAUAUAUUAUAAUAUAUAAUAUAUAAUAACAGUUGGAUAAAGUACAUCUUAUAUUUCUCCUAAUGACAAAAUCUUGUUGAAACUGAGUUGUUUUAUUUUCUUUUAUGAAAGUUUUCCAUAGGGAACUAUAAUGUAUUGGCAGAAAGAUUACAAUAUAAUUAACAGAAAAUUUGCUAUAAUUUGUAUUUCUGAAGAGUCAUCAAGUCACCCAUUCUUUCUGUGGGAAGAAGUUUGCUAUAGAUAAUGUAAUCAUGUUUUCUUAAUUUCAUACAGAGGAGCACAUACUUUUCCUAAAGAAUUGUAGUUACAGUAUCACUGGGGAGUGCUCACUGAUAGUGCUGGUUGCAGAAGGUAAGGUCUUGAUUCAGACAGUGCAUCGACUGUUGGUGAAGAGAAUUGGUGAUGGCUUAUGAUUGGCAAGUGGAGGGAAGUAAGCUUAGAAAUUUAUAUCAUGAGCAAGCUUAGAAAAUUUAUAUAGUGGUAAACUUAGACAUUUAUAUAGUAAGUUUUUGAGAUCUACCUUUAGUGGAUCCUAGGCUAAUGCUAUGGGGAGAAGUAGAAGAAAUGAGUCAUUAAGUAGAGUAUUGGCAAGUAUGGGAAGCAGUGUGUACAUUUCCAGGAGUUUAUUUAAAAAAAAAAACCAACACAAUUAAACCCCAAAUACAUUGAAAACAAUGGGGAUUUUCAUAAAUAUCAGAAGCCUUAGGCUAAUUAAGUUCAGCUCUUCUGACUAGGACAUGAAAACCACACUGGUGCUAAUGCUACUCUAUCCUCAGCUACCAAACCUUCUAUUACUAAAGUUUGUAGAAUGUUUCAUAAAUAUAUUGUGUGGUUCCUUAUGUAUUUCAGCAUGUAGGUGGAGUUAAUUUCAUUAGAACAUUUCAUAAUCAAAAAUAAGAUCAAGGGGUCAAUGUUUCUUCCAACUUGGCAGAACUCGUUAUGAAAGCUAGUUAUAUGCAGUCCAGGCAGCCUUGUGUGGAGAUUUUCUUUGACAUUAAAGGUGGGCCAUAGUCAAGAGGAAUUUGAAAAAAACACACUUCUCAACAGAGUAGGAAAUUUAAGAAGAGGCCUGGAGGCAAAAGAGAAUAUGACACAGGAUUCCAAAGUAUGAGGGGUGUAUUGGCACCCAGGGGUUCUGCAAGAGAAGCUGGAAUGGAGGAGGAAUCCAAUCAUGCAGGUUUUGGAAGCUGUGCCAAUGAGUUUCUACAGUAAAUUGAUUGAAAAGAGGAGCAAUUGAGGGUUUUUAAAUAAGAGAGCGACAAAUUUAUUUUGCUUUUUAAAGUGAUGACCACUUUGGCUGAAUUGUAGAGAAUGGAUUAGAAGGGGCUAGUGGGAGUCAGGGAAAUGAGUCAGGGGGACUUUUGAAGUCCUUCCAGUAGGGACAAACUGCAUUACAGCAGUUAUGAGAGGGAAAGAAUUGGUGUAAAGCAAAUAAUUUAGAGGUAAAGCAGACAGGACGUGAUCACUGACUGACCUGAAGGGUAAGGUAGAGAUUGGUGUUUAGGAUGACUCAAGUUUUCUAGUCAGGUGCCAUAUAAGAGUUUAUUCUAAAGACGACACUCUAUGUUAGAAACGUCAAGAUAAAUUAGAACGUAGGCUAAUAUCUGGCUGUAUUAGGUUACUACCUUGGGAGCCCAUGCAAUGUGGUGUCAGCCAUUCCUGCUACAGAACUUUUCUGUGAAUAUAGAAGAGCUAUGUACUUUAAUGGGACUAAAUUUGGCUUUCUAUCAAAGUACUAUUUUGAAGUACUUUAUCUUAUUUUAUUGUUAAACUUCAUCUGACUUAGGCUUAAAAAAAUUAGUUUCCAAGAGGAAUAAUACAAAAAGUACAAUAUUGGAAAAAUGGAAGUAAAUUAAGAAACAAUGAAAAAAAUUUAGUAAGUUCCUGAGUCAGGUAAUUGAGAACAUUGUUUUGAUGAGCAUUAGGAUGGAUAAAAUGUGAGAUUUAAAUUGAAUUCAGAAAUCUUUUGGACAAAAGAAAAAGGAAAGAUCCAGUCAAACAUUGGUUGACUUGAUCAUUGUAAUGGUUACUUGAGGCUUCAAUGUGGAUUUAGGAACUAAACUUCUCUGGUAUAGACAGUCAUAUUAAUGAAAAGACUGGAUGCCUGUGAGAGUUCCUUUUUUAUUUUUUAUUUUUAUUUGUUUUUAAAUGCUCAACCGGUUAUAUUAUCUCAUUGCGGUGUCAGAUUCUCUGGGUUCAAAUCCAAAUUUUGCCAUUUCUUAGCUGUGAGAACCUAGGUAAAUUCCUCGACCAACUUGGAUUUUAAUUCCAUCAUGUGUAAGAUGGGGAGAAUAAUACCACUGACCUUAUAAGAUUUGUUGUGAGGAAGCAGCGACAUAAUAAACUUAAAAGACAUAGAAAAUUGCAUAUUCUUGCAUCAGAAUGCCCUCACUUGGACUACAUUCAGAAAUUAUAACAGAAUUAUAAUGGAUUAUAACAGCCACAUUUUUAUUUUAAUGCAAAUGAAAUGCACUAUGUGUUAAGUGGAUGUAGAAAGUUGUUACAACAAAAAGGACUCAGUCCUAACGGCUUUCUGGGCAUAGUUGCUACAGAGAAAACCAUGAAGAUCCUACUAGGUAGCUUCUGAGUUUCAUGAGACAGAAAGAUUCAAGAUGUGCAUGAGAAGAGGCUAAGAAUAUUUCAGAAGUGGUAAAGAUGUUAUCAUGAUGAUGGAGAGUAGGUUUUCAGUUUUACAUCUUCAGGUAAUGCAUAGUGGAAGGUGCCGCCCUUGGGUGAGUGUGAAGUAACAGAUUGCCUCUCAGUGUAAUGUGAGUGUGGGUAGCUGGGGAGACAUGGAGCUUCAGUAGGGUGGCUGUACAUUGCAGUUUGUCUAGGGUACCCCUGAUAUAUACUUGUCUUGGCGAAGUUAUUGAUCACCCUCUUUAACUUUCCAGAAAACUUGGUUUGGAUGAUCAAUUAUAUGGGUACCCUAAGAGAAGCCAAGCUGUGUAGUAUGUUUCUAUAAUGAUUUGACUGUGGUUCCUCCAGAGUUUCAUGGAGUUCCAUGGGGAAAUCAACAAUAGUAUAUACAGAUGAAAUGGGUUUCUCUAGCCUUACCUUUCUUCAUCUUGAAAGAAAGAACUAAAACCGGACUGGAACUUACUCAUUAUGUUACCAUAGCAAAAGUCUUGUUUUAUGUUUUUAGAAGUGAAAGCUUUAAUAAAUUGGAAAAGGGCAUUGUGAUUUUUCACAAAUUAUAUUUCAAGGAUUAGACUUCAUUUUGUUUUGUGUGUGAGCAUUUGUGUACAAAUUUAGUCUUUAACUUUUUUAAGGAAGAUUGUUAGGAUGCUGCUAUUCUAGAAGGAUGACUUUUCCCAAGCAGAGGAAGCAAAGGGAGGCAUGGGGGUGGUAAAACACUGAAAUGUAAAUCUUCUGCCUGUUGUGUCAGGGAACAUCAUUUGUAACCCUUAAUUAGAACACAGUGAUUGAUGCCCUUUUUCAUGAUGCUCUAUGUAUUGAACUCACUCAUACAUUUUAAGGAGCAUUUACUUUAAUAUCUUUUCAUUUUUGUGGGGCUAGGAGAUUUUAUGUGAAAGAUGACCUCUACCUUCCCCACUUUCUCUUACUAAGAAGUUCCUGUAUAAUCAUGUGCUUUUAUUCAUCUGUUCUUCACUAAUAAUACUUAUUCUUAAUGAAUAUGUGAUUGAAUAAUGAAUUGGAUUUUCUGAUGGUAUCUAUAUAAUUGAUCAUCUAAACUAGGCUCUCUGGACAGUCAAGAGGUAUGAUCAAUAAUUUCACCAAGACAACAAGUAUACAUUGUAUUUGCUUAAAGUUAAGUAAACAGUAUUUUCUUCCCUUAGGUAGGCACUAUUGGCACUUAGGGUACAAUAGAAUUCAACAUUCAUAUUGGAGAUGUGAUAUUUUUCACUGUUAGAACCCAGCACUACAUUAAAAGCACAUGUGAUUAGGAUUUGCUUUUUAUUCUUGCCUUCAAACCUGAAGACCAGGUGAGAAUAAGCCAGUUAGAGAGAGAUUGCCAAGUGUCAGUGUUCUUCAUAAUAUUCUGCUAAGCAAUGUGUCUGGACCAAAGGGAGCCCUCAUUAAAUGUCUAUUAAAUGAAUAAAUUAAUAAACUGGAUGAAUCAACAUGUGAACAGGAGAAUUAAAUAGUCUUCUCAUUUCUUUAUAAAGGGAUCCAAUAUAUCACAUUCUGUCUUAAUGUUCCAAAUUUGGAACCCAGAAAAAGGAUCAAAAUGUCAAUAUAUACAGAUCUAUGAAAUCACUUUUAUUAGUAAUAAGUCAAGUUUUAGAGAAUGUACUAAUAUUGUGGGCAGGUGGUUUCCAGAUAGUGGUCCCCAGAAUUGGAUAGACCUCCCCAUGUUGAGGCAGGUUUUUGUAUACCUUAUGGCAUAAAGUAAAAGAGCAUACUCUUGGAAGGUUUGCUAGCUCCCAAGGAAAAAGGGGUAGGAGAUGAAGUGAGCAUGCCCAACUUUUUCUUUUCAAGUGUACUUGAGGGGGGAAACUCAUGGGGAGAGGAAAAAAAAGAGAAAUGGAGUUUCUUCUAUAUGAAGAGAAACUUCAGGAAUAGUGAAGUAUCAUUUCUUCCCUUUCAUUCUUUAUUUUAAGAAAUCUAUGAUGACCUGUGUAUACAAAACAUAGACUAAGGUAAAUUGUUCACUGCACUAAAUACUUAUUUGCUUUAAAAAAAAUCACCCCAUAGGCUCCUUAAUUAGAUGAAAUAAUAGGUUUGAGAGACAAGGAUUUACUGUGGAAUUUAGAUUUGAAAAAUCCUUAGGACGAGGUUGCCUUUUGAGACUGGGUGGGAAGUAAAACAGUCUGAUUUGGGAUCCCUGGGGUGAGUCCAGGAAUAGACAGGCAUUUCUCUUGGCUGUGGUUCUUCCUACAAGGAGAACCACCAUGGCCUCCAGGGAGGAGCACAGAUGAAUUCUGCAGUCUCUUCAACAGGGCCUAAGCCCAAAAGUGCAUCUGAUCUUGGUAAUACUCAUUUUCCAGAAUGAUGCCCUCCCUUCCUUGAGGGAGACUGGCAAUUUAUAGCCCUCGGGUCUUAAAACCUUCCUGAGUCUACCUGGUGAGAGGUUUAUGGAGAGUUGUAUGAGAAAGAGUGGAACUUUGGCUGUAGAUGUUGUUGGCAGGGGAUGGUGGGGAGGAGGGAUUCUGGUGACCCCUAAUUUUGGUGUGGGUCUCACUGCUACUGCUGCCCUCUUGGUCAUCAUUCUCAAUGGCCAUUAUAAGAACAAAUCAUAAAGCAAAAUCAGAUCAAAUAAAAUCUAAAUAAGAAAUGAAAGGAAAACUCAAAGAGAGCAAGUUAAAGUUUAAAAAGGAGAGAAUAAAAGAGAAUUGAAAAAUGAAUAGAAUAAAAAGGUUAUGUAUGUGCAAAAUAUGACAACGGUAAAAUGUUACAAAUCGAAAUUAAUAUAGAGGUAAAAUAAACAAGAUUUAAUGUGACAUGAAAGGCUAAUACCAAUAAAUUAAAGCUUAAAAAUACAAAAGUAAGAUAAAAAUGACAAUUGAAAACCAUUAAAUACAAAACCCGAAUUACAGAUUACAAAUCUUUUAAAAAGAGAAGUGAAAUAGGGAGUUUUCAAAUGAAAGAAAACAAGAAGUGAUUUACAACAGGAAAGAAAUAAUUGAAUCAGAAUUUGGGGGUAGAAGUAAUUUUUUCACUCCUCACCUACCCUCAGGAAUGUCUGAUUUUCACCUUGAUGGAGGAUAGUACCCCUCGCCCCCCAUCAGAGCCCAGCUCAUGGGAAGACAGAUGGUCCUGCUCCAUCCUUAAGGAGAAUCACCUCCCAGUAGGACAGAGGUUCCUUCUAAAAAAGUUUCAGAUGCUUCAGCCCCUCUAGUCAUCAGACUUUCCCUACCACACAGAGUUGAAAAGCUGCAAACCCUUGACAUGGAUGAUUAUAUCCAGGCUACAGCUGACCACAUCUUGGCCCAGCUUUUCUUCAGGAAGCAAAAUGAAUUUAACAAGAGCCAUCGAUUUAAGGAGGACCAGAUAAUCAACCUGCCUUAGAGUUGCUGGUCUUGGAGACAACUUACACAACCGCAGGACCUUGAAGUUGGGAUUGGAGAACAGAUUUCCCACAGUCCAGCCCAGAGGAGGACUGCUGGGAGACAGCUGCAGGCAGAUUCGCCCAAUGGGAGCAGCCAAAGCUAAGCCCCUCGGCAUGCAGGGUGAGGAGACAGUGUCAAAGAUGUGAUGUUCUGCUGGGAGGAUUACUAGCCUCCCAUCAGUCCUUUCAGCCAGUCAUGAAUGUAUCCACACAGAACAGUCCUGUCAGCAGCCUAAUUCCUUCACAGGAGAAGAAAUGAUAGAUCCAUGUAGGUGAGGUAAGGCUAUGCUUCUUAUAUUCUCGGUUGUAAAGAACCUGCACUUCUGGAAUCGUCUUUGUAGCAAGUAGGUACUGUUUAGUGGUUGAUUUGCUGCUGACUUGCACAGGAAACUCGGUCAGCUUGUGGGCCAGCCUCUGAGAUUGGAGCUGCGAGGAGUUUCAUACAGUAGAUUUGAGGGAGAGAUGGAAGAGAUCAGGGAACCAGGCCACUGAUAGAAGACUCAAAUGCAGAGGAGGUGGGAUCAACUAAGGUAGGGGAGUUGUCAAGGCUGAAUUGUGGUUUCUGCUGCCUAUGGUGAGGAUAACCAGAGGUAAACAAAUGUGAACACCAAAAAAGGGUCAGGGCUUACCAUUUAGAGUGGAACAGACCAUUCCCCAUGCAUAAGCUCUGACCUUGUCUUUCUUAAUCUUGACAUUUAAAAACCCAGUAGGGACUGAGAAUAAAUAUUUUUCUUUAGAAGGGAUAAAUGUGUUAGUCAGCAUCUCUCCAAUUGACUCAAUCAUGAAAAUCACCUGAUGAGUUUUUUCAAACCCACAAAUUUCCAAAAUCUAUCUCAGUUGUGCUAGAAUCAUGAUCAUCAGGGGAAAGGCUGGUCUGGAAUUUUGACUUAUUUCCCAAGCGCCUCAGGUGAUUUUUAUAAUCAGACUAGCUUGGGGUGCACUGGUGUGGCAGGAAGGGCUCAGGACGGGAGACCAGAAGGUGUAAGUUUGAAUCUGGGCUUUAAUGCUCACUCAUUAGGAGGUCUUGUAGGAGCAAUAUAGCAUCUCUGAACCUCAGUGUCCUCAGAUGGGAAAAGGGCAUCCUGUACUCCCUACCUUAUUUGCUUGUGAAACACAAAUGACUGAAUGUGUGUGGGAAUACAUGGGAAUCACAACUGUUGAUUGUAAAAAUUGACUGUUUUCCCAACAGUUAAUAAGAUUAGUUACUCAUACAGUACAAGACUUCCCAUUGACUUGUGGCAUAUUUUGGAAGACGUUUAUUUAGGUCAAAUCACUUACAAGAUGACAGAAGGAAGGCUUUGUUUCAUGUCUUGGCUUUGUUUCAUGCUCAUCUCCCCACCACUCAGCAUGCACUGUGAGAGGACUUUGUUUCUUUGGGGGCUUCUUGGGCUACUGUCGCUGCUUUCACGGCCCUCUGGAGAUUUGUGAAACCUGGAGAUCAACCCCACAGUCCGAAGGAGCUCAGUUGUCUUUUAUCUCCCACUGAGGGUGGGAGGCGAGCAGUGUACGUGCUCACCUCCCACAAGAACGGAAUGAAGUGAGACCACCUGAUAGAUAGCUAGAUGGAUGUGGGAAGGAAACUAGACAUCAGAAGGAACGUGGGAUGAAGUGAGACCACCUUUGGUCAGCCACAUUUAUUCCAGCGCCAAGAAGAGAAGUUACUGGUCAGGAAAUGCCUGAUGUGUAGGUAUGUGUGUGAAUAUUUAGUUAAAUAAGUAUACGUAUGUGAAUAUUUUUAAUUAUGACCAUUGUUGAAAAAAAUCAGUGUACCGAAAACACAAAGAGGAAAACAGAUUAUUUGUAAUCUCAUUACCCAGAGCUAACUAUUGUUCAUAUUUGGUGUAUAUGUUUCCAUGCCUGUCUAUCAAGUAAAAUUAAGACUUUUUAAAAACCAUUUAUUUUUCAGAUAAUGUAGCUUUGAUAGUUUUCCAAAUUAAUAAAUACAGAUUCACAUCAUUGUUUUUAAUGUCUGACUUCUAACAUAUGGUGCACUACAGCCUCAAACUCCUGGGAUUAAGUGAUCUUCCUGCCUCAGUUUCCUGAGUAACUCCUCUUUAUUCUUAAUGACAUUCUUUGUCAGAAGUUUACUUUGCUUAAUAUUAAUAUAGCUAGCCUAGAUUUAUUUGAUGAAUAUUUGCAUGAAAUGCUUUUCUCCAUCUUUUUAGUUUUAGCUUACCUAGGUGUUUAAAGUUGCUUUUUGUCACUCAGAGUCAGCCCUUCAUAUUCAUGGCUUAUGCAUUGUGAAUUCAACCAACCAUAGAUCAAAAAUUUUCAGGAAAAGGAUGAUUACUUCUGUACUGAACACAUACAGACAUUUUUCUUAUUGUUUUCUAAAUAAUACAUUAUAAUAACUAUUUACAUAGCAUUUACAUUGUACUAGGUAUUACAAGUAAUCUAUAGAUUAUUUAGGGGGAAUGUAUGUAGGCUAUAUGCAAAUACUAUGCCAUUUUAUAUAAGGGUCUAUGGCAUUUAAAUAAAUGCCAUCCAUGGAUUUUGGAAUUUGAAAAGGCAUGCUAGAACCAAUUCCCCAUAGAUACCAAAGGGAAACUGUACAUAGUUUGGUCUUGCUUUUUAAUACAAUCUGACACUCUGUCUUGUAACUAGUGUAUUUAGGGGAGACUUGACAACUUUUUCUGAAAAGGACCAGAGAGUAAAUAUUUUCUCUUUUCUAAGUGACGUGCUCUCUGUUGUAGGUAAUUAGCUUUGUCACUGCAGUGUACUGCAGCCAUUGACAACAAGCAAACGAACAGGCAUGUUGGCCCUGGUCCAUGGUAGGUCACCAUGUAGGCCAGACUUGGCCAUCAGGUCAUAUAGUUCGCUGACCCCUUGUUUAGAACUUUCAAAGUAUGUUCUUUGAUAUCCUUAGUUCUCUGAAGAUCAGCCUGGCUCUUCUACUUGUUGCCAGCUAAUGACUUUAUUCCUAAAAUGUGGAACCGUGAGUUGCUGUUCUGCAUCUGCCUGUUUUCCCUCACUCUUCUUUCUCUUACAAAUCCUGCUUUCCCUUUGUUAGAUAAAUCAAUCAUUUGAUUGGUUUUAUUUAUGUGCCAAUAAAACAGCUUGAUAACAAGUAUCUAUCUUUAGGUUAUUCUCUGUCAAUACCCUUUUUGCUUCUUGAGAACACUUUACUAUUUGGUUAGAGACCUUUUGAUAGUCAUAGAAUUUGAGAAUGAGACUGAUCCUUAGCCAACCUAAUUUUGCUGGUCAUGUUUGAUUAUUUGUUGAUUCAUAUAAUUAUUAUAUUUGUGUAUUUCUUUAAUCAUUAAUUAAUACAACAAAGAACAAAUAUUUUGAAUUUAGGCACUGUACCAAAUGCUAGAAAUAUAAACAUGAAUAAGACUUAAACUUGCCCUUAGGGAGAGCUUUUUCUUUCUUCAACAUCUUUCUAGCUUAAUGUGUGGUCUUGCUGCCUUGCUCCUGCUGCAAAUAAUAUAAAUGAGUGUGGCUUUUCCCUUACAAUAUGUAUCCAAAACAUAUUCAUUUAUUAAUUCACACAUUAAUGAAUUAACCAUUACAAAAAGUACUGUGAAUUCUCACAAGAAAAAUUGCUCAAUUGUAGCAGAUUAUAUAUUUAUAAUUUCUGUUCAAAGUCAUCCAUUGUGUUAAGUCUAUGAUGUUUUAUUAGACUUUCUGGUCCCAUACUAUGUGUUUAGUUCAUAUUUAAAACAUACAUUUGAAAAAAUCUAUUUACUUUAUUGGAAUUGCCCACAUCCUCUUCAGAGAUCACCACCACCACCACCAAAACCUCUGUGUUUGUUCCAGGAAAAAUAAGAACACUGGAAUAAAUUUUAAUUCUUUUAAAAAAGAAAAUAUUAUGCUUUAGUAAAAUGAACUUUUACUUCCUAAUUUCAAGUUGCUUACAAGCAGUAAUAUUUGUCAGAAACUGUUAUGAUAUGCUUUCUCAUGUUAAAAAAUGUAAGCAGAAGAACCAAAGGAGUUUACUAAACAGAAUGUCAAUAGAAACCCAAAAUUUCUUUCAAGUUUCUGGCCUUCCUGGCUAGAGAAGCACCUUAAACCAGGGUAUGAGAAUUACUAAAUAGAAUCAACAACUUGUCCAAACAGUCAUCUAAAAUUCUGGAAGGAUAGCUUCUUGGAGAUUUAGACACCUCUCCAAUUCUCUCACCAGUGAGAGAUGAUAUCACUAUUUUAUUUUUAUAAAGAAAUGUGCUUUCUGAGCUGUGAGCCUCUAUCUCAGUAAAUCUCUGAGCAUUCUCAACAAACUAAUCAGUAAUAAUUCAGACAUAUUGCUCAAUAGAGACUAAACUAACCUUGUGAUAGAUACUGUGAUGGCCAUGUACACUUACUCUACCCAGUAAAGUUGCUUUUAUCUUUAACCCCCAGCUUUCUCUUUCCCUUUUUGUCAGCUCUUUCUUCUCAGCAUACGAGUUUUCUCAAGUCUCUUCCAUGUUAAUAAGACAAAACACAGAACCCUCAAUAACUUCUUUUGACUCUGUGACUUCCUCUCUAUCCCCCUUCAGUUGCUUCCACAUACUUUCUUUGCAGUCAAGAUUCCAGAAUAUGUCAUUUACAUUCUAGGUUCAUUUUCUGUGAUUAGCACAUCCCAUUACAUUUUGGUUUUGCUCCAUCACACAAUUAAAAUUGCUCUUACUGGAGUUGUUUCCACCUCCCGUUUGACACUUUCAGUAAUGAUCUUAGUUUACUUCGUGGGGCAUUUGACAUUGUUCACAAUGCCCUCAUCCCCCAAUGCCUUUAUCUUUCCUGGCUACUUGAGCAACACUUUCUCUGGGUUUUCUUUCUACUUCUUUGGUUGCUGCCUCUUACAUUUCCCCUAGCAUAUUUUAAAUUUGCCUGCCUCUGAAAAAUGUAAGAGUUACACUUCCAAAGAGUAGAGCUAAAAAGUGACUUUAUAGUGGAGAACCUGACAAAAACUACCUAACCUUUAAGGCUCAUAGCCCCAAUUAUGUCAUGCACGCAUCAGAUAUCCCUGAAAUGCUGUGAUGAGAAAGGGUGCUUUACCUUUACGGGAUAUUCUUUCCAAAAACCUAUAACCCCAUCUAAUGGUAAGAAAAAUACAUGAGGCAAACCCAAAUUGAGGAACAUUCUACAAUACCUAGCCAGUACCCUCAAAGGUAUUAGCUCAUUUUUUUAAAAGGAAGAUGAAGAAAAUGUCAGAGACGAGAAAAGACUAAAGGGACACAUUAACUCAAUGGAGUGUGGAAUCCUGAAUUUGAGCUUGGAACAGAAAAAGGACAUUAAUGAAAACCUGGUGAAGUCCAAAAAAAGGACAUUAAUGAAAAACUGGUGAAAUCCAAAAAAGGUCAUCUAGAAUUUAGCUAAUAGUUAAUUUUGGUUUCUUAGACUUGGCAAAGAUACCAUAGUAAUGUGAGAUGGUAUAUUUAAGGAAAUGGAUAUUGGAUAUAUUUGAAAAUCUUUCUACUAACUUUAUACAUUUCUGGCAAAUCUAAAAUUAUAUUAAAUCAAUGUUUUAUUUUUUUUAAUGUAAGAAUCUUAGGCUCCUAUUAUAUUUCAAUUGUGUAUUUGAAUGUUCCUUAUUGAGACACUGAACCUUUGAAUAAGGUUAUUUAAAGCUAUUGGUAGCAGAAGGCUAAUUUGAGACAAAAUAUUUGGGGAGGCAUUUCAUGGGCCAGGGAGAUUAAAAACAACUUACGCUCAAAGCCAGAGGCAAAAUAGGGUGUUAGAAUGUCAGAAUCAUGCAAAGUCAGAGUGUGAACAGGUCAGAAAUUAAAAAAAAAAAAAAAAAAAAAGAGAGAAAUGCAAUUGCUAGGAAAGUCCUUGGGAAUAUUUUAACUAGUAUAACCAUAGGGCUGUCUUUUAAA
Callithrix jacchus (white-tufted-ear marmoset) is the source of this 42326-nucleotide messenger RNA. NCBI's taxonomy places the organism in Eukaryota, Metazoa, Chordata, Mammalia, Primates, Cebidae. The record is from RefSeq and is a predicted model, not a curated record.